GCGGGAACGCGCCCGGCGCUGCCUCGCGCCGCGCCUCGCCGCCCCUCCCUCGUUCCCUCGCGGUGGGCCGCGGGCGGCGUACGGUGGGCCCGCCUCCGCCAUGGUGCUGGAGUCGGUGGUGGCGGAUCUGCUGAACCGCUUCCUGGGCGACUAUGUGGAGAACCUGAACAAAUCCCAGCUCAAGCUGGGCAUAUGGGGGGGUAAUGUCGCACUUGACAACUUACAAAUAAAGGAGAAUGCAUUAAGUGAACUGGAUGUGCCUUUCAGAGUCAAAGUUGGACAGAUAGAUAAACUGACUCUGAAGAUUCCUUGGAAGAACUUGUAUGGUGAAGCAGUUGUUGCAACUCUAGAAGGCUUGUAUCUUCUUAUAGUUCCUGGAGCAAGCAUUAAAUACGAUGCAGAGAAGGAAGAAAAGUAUUUGCAAGAUAAUAAACAAAAGGAGCUGACCAGAAUUGAGGAAGCCUUGCAGAAAGCAGCCGAAAAAGAUAAACCAAAGGAGGAGAAGAAAGAUACUUUCUUGGAAAAACUUGCAACUCAAGUUAUAAAAAAUGUCCAAGUCAAGAUUACAGACAUUCAUAUUAAAUAUGAAGAUGAUGUCACAGAUCCACAGUGUCCGAUUUCUUUGGGAAUGACAUUGGGCGAGCUUAGUUUAUUGACAACAAAUGAGAACUGGCAACCUUCAAUUCUAAGUGAUGCUACAAAAGUAAUUUACAAGCUUUUAUGCUUGGACAGCCUCAGUGCUUAUUGGAAUGUACACAGCAAAAUGUAUUAUCAUGGCUCCCAUGAACAAAUACUGGAUCAACUGAAAAGAGGAAUUCCAUAUGGUGAUAACCAGCCUCAAGGCUAUGAGUACAUUUUUAGACCAGUAUCAGCCUCUGCAAGAGUUUUUAUCAACCCAAAUGCAGAAGUGGAACUGAAAACUCCCAAGCUUGAUUGUAAUGUAGAAGUACAGAGAAUUGCUAUUGAGCUCACAAAGCCACAGUACCUCAGCAUGAUUGACCUUCUGGAAUCCAUAGAUUACAUGGUUCGCAAUGCACCAUACAGAAAAUUUAGGCCAAAUGUACCUCUCCAUAAAAAUGCCAGACAAUGGUGGAAGUAUGCAGGUGACAGCGUUCUUGAAGUUCAUAUCAAAAGAUGUACUCGUAUGUGGUCAUGGAAUAACAUAAAACAACAUAGGCAGCUUCUGAAGAGUUACAGAAACGCAUACAGGAACAAACUGACACAGAACAAACUGUCAGAAGAAACACAGAGACAAAUUCAGGACCUAGAAAAAAAGCUUGAUGUCUUCAAUAUAGUCCUAGCAAGACAACAGGCACAAGCAGAGACAAUAAGAUCAGGUCAGAAACUACUGAAGAAGAAAGGCACUGAACUUGAAAAAAAGAGUGGAGGAUGGUUUAGUGGUUUCUGGGGUAGGAGAGAAUCAAGUAAAAAGGAAGAUGAAGAGUCAUCUGUUCCUGAAACUAUCAAUGAACUAAUGACACCGGAAGAGAAGGCUAAGCUUUUUACUGCUAUUGGCUAUAGUGACAGCUCCUAUCACCUUUCCUUACCAAAACAGUAUGUUGCCCAUAUUGUGACAUUGAAGCUGGUAAGCACUUCUCUUACAAUUAAAGAAGACCAGAAUGUGGCAGAAACUCUUAAAGUACAGAUAAUUGAUUUGAGUACAAAAAUAUCACAACGCCCAGGAGCACAAGCCAUUAAGGUAGAAGCAAAGCUUGAAAACUGGUACGUUACAGGCCUGAGACAAGAAAACAUUAUACCAUCUCUUGUGGCUUCCAUUGGGGAUAGCAAGUCUUCUCUACUGAAGAUAGAGUUUAAUACUAACCCAGAAGAUAAUACUGCUGAUCAAAGUCUUAGUAUUGAAUCACAGCCUGUGGAAAUAAAAUAUGAUGCACGAACAGUAAAUGCAAUGGUAGAAUUCUUCCAGACAAGUAAGGGAAUGGAUCUUGAAAGAUUAACAUCAGCCACGUUAAUGAAGCUUGAAGAAAUCAAGGAAAGAACUGCUACAGGAUUAGUUCAUAUUAUCGAAAUGAGGAAAGUCCUCGACUUGAAGAUUCAUCUGAAACCUUCCUACCUUGUGAUUCCACAGACAGGUUUCUACCAUGAAAAUUCGAAUUUGCUGAUCUUGGACUUUGGUACAUUUCAGCUAAACAGCAUAAAUCAAGGCAGUAGUGAAGCUUCUAGUUUUUCAUCUUUAGAGGAGAUUAUGGACAAAGCUUAUGACAAGUUUGAUGUGGAAAUAAAAAAUGUGCAACUUCUUUUUGGAACAGCAGGUGAAGACUGGAAGAAGGCUCGUUUUCAGCAUUCAUCAACUUUACAUAUGUUACAACCUAUGGAUAUUCAUAUACAGCUGGCAAAAUCAAUGGUGGAAAGAGAUACAAGAAUGGCAAAGUUUAAAGUGUCAGGAGGGCUUCCUUUGAUGCAUAUCAGGGUUUCUGACCAGAAAAUCAAGGCAAUUUUUGAUCUGAUUGAUAGCAUUCCAUUGCCUCAGAUGUCAUCUGUUUCAAUUCCAAGCACAAAGGCAGCAACUAUUCCCACAAUUCCUGCUGAUGCCGAAGGGUUGCUUCCUACACGCCACUUCUUAGCAGAAAUGGUGUCAGACUCUGAAGAAGAAUAUUUUGAUUUUGAAGAAAGUUGUGAACAAAGCGAUAGGACACUAAGAAAAGGAGAAGAAAUAGGAAGCAAGGAAUCUUCUAAAGAGGAACUGACAGAUCUUCAACUCAAGUUUGAAAUUAAAGAGGUUUUGUUAGAACUCACCAAGCAAGAAAAAACUGAGGAAACAGUACUUGUGUUUGAUGUAAUGCAUCUUGGGACAGAAGCAACUGUCAGAACGUUUAAUUUAGCAGCUGUAUCAUAUUUGAAGACAAUAAGCCUGGAUUACUAUGAAAUUGGAGGUAAAAAAGCACCCCUUCAUUUAAUUAGUUCAUCAGAUAAGCCUGGCUUAGACCUUCUGAAGGUGGAAUAUAUCAAGGCUGACAAAAAUGGUCCACACUUUCACACCGGUUUUGACAACACUGAACAGAAGAUUCAAGUAGCUUUUUCAUCACUUAACAUUCUGCUGCACACAAAGGCCCUUAUGUCUGCUGUCAGUUUUCUAGCAACUGUUAGUCCAUCAGGAAGUAGAAGCAGCAGAGAGACGUCAACUAAAGAAGAAAAGCAACGAGAUGACCUUACAUUAAAGAAAGUGACGAGACCUUCUAAGGAUAAGGAUGUCUUUGCCUUCAAGAUUUUUGCCAAGCUGGAUGCUGUUUGUUUAAAUCUUUGUGAUGAUAAAAAGAACAUUGCAGAAAUCAAGAUUCAAGGUCUUGAUUCAUCUCUUCUUCUUCAGUCAAAUCAAACGGAUUUCUUUGCCCGACUUAAAGACAUAGUUGUCACAGAUGUUGAUACAAGGACCCUUCAUAAAAAAGCUGUGUCUAUAGUAGGAGAUGAAGUUUUCAGUUUCAGUCUGGUAUUAUAUCCAUAUGCUACUGAGGGAGAAGCCUAUACUGAUAUGUCAAAAGUGGAUGGUACCGUAUCUUUGAAAGUAGGCUGUAUUCAAGUAGUAUACCUUCACAAAUUUCUUGUAUCUUUGCUGAUCUUUUUGAACAACUUUCAGACAGCUAAGGAGGCUCUGAGUGCUGCUACAGUCCAAGCUGCAGAAAAGGCUGCUACCAGUGUAAAAGAUCUGGCUCAAAGGAGCUUUCGACUUGCUAUGGACAUUCACUUAAAAGCACCAGUUAUAGUCAUUCCUCAGUCCUCAGUUUCCUUCAAUGCUAUAGUAGUAGAUCUUGGCUUGAUUAAGGUUCAGAACCAGUUUAGCUUGGUGUCUCCAGAAGGCAAUUUGCUUCCUCCAGUCAUUGACAAAAUGGAUGUGCAGCUGACUAAGCUGAAACUGUCUAGAACCACUAUGGAGACAGGCUUAUCACAUCAGGACAUUCAGAUACUUCACCCAAUUAAUUUGAGCCUUUCUGUCCAUCGAAAUCUAGCUGCAACUUGGUUUCACAAAUUGCCAAUAUUGGAGAUCACAGGGUAUCUGGAUACAAUGAAUGUUGUAAUAAGUCAAGAGGAUUUGAAUGUCUUCCUCAAAGUGUUGACAGAAAACCUUGAUGAAGCAGAACAAACUAGUGCAAAACAAAUACUGCAAGAGGAAGGUAAAAUCAAAGGAAUGGAGAAAUCGACCUUGAUGCAGAGUAAGGGUGUUCCAGAAGGAAUACUGUCUGAAAAGAGAAAAGGAACAUUAAGCGAAGAUGUUAUCAAUGUGCUGCUUAAUUUUGAAAUCAAAGAGGUUGUAAUAACCCUGAUGAAGCAAGUUCAGAAGGAGAGGUAUCCAUUACACAUUCUGAACGUAUUACAGCUUGGAACCAAAACCAAAAUCAGAAAUCAUGAAUUGACUGCAGCAGCAUAUCUGAAAAAAAUCACUAUGAGAUGCACUGAAAUAACUGACUCAAAUGGAGAUCCUCUCUGUAUUAUUAACUCUUCAAGUAAGACAGACGAACCUCUUCUGAAAAUGGAAUACAUUAAGGCUGAUGAAGAUGGACCUGAUUUUGUUACUAUUUACAAUAGCACCAAGCAAAACAUUGAUGUCGUCUUUUCAUGUUUGGAUAUAGUACUUCACACAGAGGCUUUAAUUUCCAUCAUGAGUUUUCUCACUUUCAGUGUUCCAUCAGGUGCUUCUCCCAGCACUGAUAAAGCACCAGACCACAAGUCUCAAACAGAGGAAAAAGAAAAAGGAAGUGUCCUCAGACCAGCAUCUGGUAGCACAACCCAUGACAAUAUCUGUGAAUUGAAACUUACUGCAAAUCUGAAUGCCUUCAAUAUUUCAAUCUGUGAUCAGACUUGUAGAAUUGCAGAUAUUAGAAUACAAGGAAUGGAUGCAUCUGUAGCUGUGAAAACUAAAAAGAUAGAAGUGUUUUCCAGACUUGAGGACAUCAUAAUUACAAAUGUUGAUCCAAAAACAAUCCAUACAAAGGCUGUCUCCAUAAUGGGAGAUGAAGUCUUCAGAUUUCAAAUGUCACUUUAUCCAGAUGCUACUGCAGGGGAAGCCUAUGCUGAUAUGUCAAAGGUGGAUGGUAAAAUGUCUCUGAAAGUGGGCUGCAUCCAAAUAGUUUAUCUGCAUCAAUUCUUCAUGUCUCUCUUGAACUUCCUAAACAACUUCCAAACUGCCCGAGAAGCCCUGAAUGCAGUCACUGUCCAGGCGGCGGAAAUGGCUGCUUCCAGCAUGAAAGACUUUGCUAAGAAGAGUUUCCGUCUCUUAAUGGAUAUUAACUUGAAAGCUCCAGUUAUAGUUGUUCCUGAAUCUUCAACUUCCUGUAAUGCUUUGGUAGCUGAUCUUGGCUUAAUCAGGGUUCAGAAUGAAUUUAAAUUAGUGUCUUCAGAUGAAUCUUCUCUUCCUCCGGUCAUUGACAACAUGGACGUGCAGCUAACUCAUUUGAAACUGUCAAGAUGCGUUUUAUCUGCAGAUUCUCAACCAGAUUCUGAAAUUCUCUGUCCUCUGAGUUUGACUUUACUGGUCCAGAGAAAUUUAGCAGCAACUUGGUAUCAUAAAACCCCAGCAAUUGGAAUCAAAGGAGAUCUGAAACCAAUGCAGAUAGCUCUCACUCAAGGUGAUCUAGCUGUUGUCAUGAAAAUUCUACUUGAGAACCUCGGAGGGGCUUCUUCCCAGCCAGAUACCUUGCAGCAGAGCAUUGAAGAUAACCAGAUGGUUAAGAAAGAGAAGGUUCCAAAUGAAUCUGAUAUCUCUAACGGACAAGAAGAAAUUCCUACAUCUCAGUCUUCUGCAGAAUGUUAUACAAUGCUUACAUUUGACUUCAAUUUUGAGUCACUUUCAGUAACUCUCUACAAUAGUGACAUGGAUCAGAAGUCCCUGCUUCCACUGCAUAAUGAGAAAUUAUGCCUUGGUGAACUCCGACUACAUCUCAUGGCAUCAUCAGGGAAGAUACUCUCUGAUGGCUCAAUGGAUGUGAAUGUUAAACUUAAGGCAUGCACCUUGGAUGAUCUCAGAGAAGGAAUUCAGAAUGUGACAGCAAGAAUGAUAGACAAGAAAGAUAACGCGAAUGACAGUUCUAUGAUAGAUUUGAGUUACAAACAGGAUAAAAAUGGAACUGAAGUUGUUGCUAUCCUUGACAAGCUAUACGUGUGUGCCAGUAUGGAGUUUUUGUUGACAGUAGCAGAUUUUUUCAUUAACUCCAUGCCAACAUCCUCAACAGAAAGAUCAACACAACUCCAUUUGAAGAAUGUUACUUCUGGUAAAUCAAAGCCAGAAACAGAAACGCCUUUUCGGCCAAAUAUGAAAGUAAAAGCUGUGAUCAUGGAUCCAGAAAUUGUGUUUGUUGCUAAUUUGACCAGUGCUGAUGCCCCUGCCUUGAAAGUUUCCUUCCAAUGUGACUUUUCUCUGACAUCAGGAAAGCUUGCACAGAGGAUGACUGCUCAAGUGAAGGACUUCAAAGUAUUGGCUUGUGCUUUCCUCAGAGAAAAACAGGACAAGAAUGUAACUAAGGUGUUACAACCAUGUUCUUUGGUCAUGGAAAAUAUGAUGCAUGUUUCAGGGUUGCAGACUGUGGUUGUAACAAUAGAAGAGCUUACUAUAAAGAUCUCACCAAUAAUUCUGAAUACUGUGGUGACCAUUAUGGCUGCCAUAAAACCAAAAACAACAGAGGAGGAUUCUAAAGGAGCAGCUGAAGUUCCUGAAGAUUUGUGGCAAGUGAAGCCUAUAGAUCAGUGCAAUGCUUGGUUUCUUGGUGUUGAUGUAGCUACAGAAGCAACAGAAACUUUUAAGGACCAUGAACAUGCUGUGAAACAAGAGAAAUUCGACAUUGUAGUGAAAUCUGUUCAGAUGACCUUGGAAUGUGGUCUGGGGCAUCGUACUGUCCCUUUAUUGUUAGUAGAAUCUGUAUUUUCUGGUGUCCUUAAGAACUGGUCCUCAAUGAUGGAAGUCUCUGCUGACAUGUCACUGGAGAUUCAUUACUACAAUGAAACGUAUGCAGUAUGGGAACCUCUAAUUGAAAGAAUUGAAGGAGGAAAGAAGCAAUGGAGUUUAAAGCUGGAAAUGAAGACUAACCCUGUCCAAGAAAGAAGUUUGAUGCCUGGAGAUGAUUUCAUUGUUUUUCCUGAGCCACAAACUGCAGUUAACAUCUCUUCAAAGGAUACAAUGAAUAUAACAAUAUCCAAAUGUUGUCUUGCUGUAUUCAGUAAUUUAGCCAAGGCAUUUUCAGAAGGGACUGCAUCUACAUUUGACUAUUCCUUUAAAGAUACAGCUCCUUUCAUAGUGAAAAAUGCCCUCGGUGUUCCUCUCAAAGUCUUUCCUGGCUCCAGUUUUCGAAUUGUUAAUUCAGCUGAAAAAGAAAACGUGCACUCUGUAGGAAGUGGUCAGAACAUGGAACUGGAAUACUUGGUUUUUGAAGCUCCUCAACGCAGAAAGCUGUCUGCCUUGUACCGACAGGAGAGCUCCAUUUUCUCUUUAAAUUUAGAACUGGAAGGAUACGAAAGAGUGGUAAACAUUCCCAUUGGCAAACCAGGUCGACGACUGUACAACAUAAAAAGCCUUCUUGAUGGUCAUUCAGACUCUAUCAUUGUACAGAUUGAUGCUACAGAAGGAAAUAAGGUUGUUACUGUACGAUCUCCUCUCCAGAUUAAGAACCAUUUCUCUAUCCCAUUUGUAAUCUAUAAACUGACUAGUGACUAUAGAUUGCUGGAGCCAAUUGGCGCAUCCAAGCCUGAAGAGGAAUUUCAUGUUCCUUUACAUUCAUACAGGUGUCAUCUGUAUGUUAGACCAACGGGAAUUUUAGAGGGUCAGUUUAGAGAGUCCACAACUAACACUGCCUGGAGAGAAGAGCUACAUAGGAGCAAUGAAGUAAAGUGUUUGUUACAAUGUCCGGCCACCGAGAAAAAUUUCUUGCCUCUAAUAGUCAGCACAACAGCAGUACCCGAUCAGUUAAACCAUAUUUCAGCAUAUGGAGAGGAGUGGGAUCCUGCAUAUAUUAUCCACCUUCACCCUACACUGACUGUGAGGAACCUUCUGCCAUACUCCUUGAGAUAUUUACUGGAGGGAACAGCAGAAGCUCAUGAAUUGCUGGAAGGGAGUGCUGCAGAUGUUUUUCAUUCCAGAAUCAAUGGGGAAAUAAUGGAGCUUGUGUUGAUGAAAUACCAAGGCAAAAACUGGAACGGCCAUCUUAAAAUUCAUGAAGGGAUGCCUGAAUUUUUUUCAGUAUGUUUUACAUCACAUUCUGCAACAGUGAUGACAGUGGACUUGUACAUACAUAUCAGGCGAAUUGGAAGUCGUAUGAUCCUGUCUGUCUUCAGUCCAUACUGGAUAAUCAACAAAACUUCUCGUAUUCUUCAGUAUCGAGCUGAAGACAUUCAUGUGAAGCAUCCGGCAGAAUACAGAGAUAUUGUUCUGUUCUCCUUCAAGAAGAAAAAUAUUUUCAGUAAAAAUAAGAUCCAGUUAUCUAUUUCAACAAGCACUUGGUCCAGUAGCUUUUCCCUUGAUACUGUAGGAAGCUACGGAUGUGUCAGGUGUUCAGCUAAGAGCAUGGAGUAUCUGGUUGGAGUCAGUAUCAAAAUGAGCAGUUUUAACCUUACAAGGAUAGUUACCUUCACUCCAUUCUACACGAUAGCAAACAAAUCUUCUCUGGAACUAGAAGUUGGUGAAAUUGGUCCUAAUGGUUCUUUUCCAACAAACAAAUGGAAUUAUAUCUCAUCUUCAGAGUGUCUUCCAUUCUGGCCUGAAAACUCAUCUGGUGAACUUUGUGUAAGAGUAGUUGGCUUUCAUAGUGUGUCCAAACCAUUCCUCUUUCAAGUCCCAGAUAAUGGCACUCUGUUGAGGCUGGAAGAAUUGACAGGGGGCUUAUUGGUAGAGGUGAAUGUGUCAGAGCACUCUACUCUUAUAAGCUUCUCAGAUUACCAUGAGGGAGCUGCCCCAGCUCUUAUUGUUAACCAUACUUCAUGGGACUCCCUCAGAUAUAAACAGAGUGGAUUACAGGAGGAAAUGGAGUUGAAACCAAAGCAAGUAUGCCUGUUUGCGUGGACAGAUCCAACUAAAACAAGAAAAUUGGCUUGGAGCUACACUCAAAGCUUUGGUGAACAUGAUCUACUGAAGGAUGAAUGUGGGCAAUUUCCAUAUAAUGCAAAUACUCAGAUACACUGGGUUUCCUUCCUGGAUGGUCGCCAACGAGUGCUGCUCUUCACAGAUGAUGUUGCGUUGGUUUCCAAAGCAUUACAAGCUGAAGAGCUAGAGCAACCUGACCAAGAAAUAACCUUGUCAAUUCACAGUCUGGGACUUUCUCUUGUUAACAACGAAAAUAAAAAAGAAAUCUCUUACAUAGGAAUUACUAGUUCUGGUGUUGUCUGGGAAGAAAAACGGAAACAGAAAUGGAGGCCGUUUAAUCAAAAACAAAUAAACCUAUUGGAACAAGCUUAUCAAAAGUAUAUUUCUAAGACUGCUUUCCAAGCUCCAGGUUGGCAUAAACUAGACAGCGCUACAGAGGUGAAUUUUAGUAAGGUCCCGAUGGAAAUGCGCCUCCCAGUUAGAUGCAGCAUCCGACGUAACUUCCUAUCAGGAAUUCAAGUUGAAUUCAAACAGUCACCUCACCAAAGAAGCUUACGGGCUCAAUUGUAUUGGCUACAGGUUGAUAAUCAGUUACCAGGAUCGAUGUUCCCUGUCGUGUUUCACCCAGUAGCCCCUCCCAAGUCAAUUGCUUUGGAUUCAGAACCAAAACCGUUCAUUGACAUCAGUGUUAUCACUAGGUUUAACGAAUACAGCAAAGUGCUGCAAUUCAAGUACUUCAUGGUUCUUAUCCAGGAAAUGGCGCUGAAAAUCGACCAAGGGUUCUUAGCAGCACUUAUUGAACUUUUCACUCCAUCUACAGAUCCAGAAGCUGAAAGACAGAGGUCUAAACUAAUUCAGCAAGAUGUGGAUGCACUUAGCACUGAACUAAUGGAGACUUCCUUAACAGACUUGUCAAUGCUGAGCUUUUUUGAGCUUUUUCAUAUUUCUCCAAUUAAGUUGCAUUUGAGUCUGUCUCUGGCUUCUGGUGGAGAAGCAUCAGAAAAGAGUGAAGAAAUGAUAGCCAUCCAUUCUCUUAAUUUACUGUUGAAAAGUAUUGGGGCUACUCUAACAGAUGUGGAUGAUCUUAUUUUCAAACUUGCGUACUUUGAAAUUAAAUAUCAGUUCUACAAAAGAGACCAACUGAUGAAGAGAGCUGUUAGGCAUUAUAGUGAGCAGUUUGUGAAAGAAAAACAGCUUUUACUUUCUGUUCCAUUAGGUGGUGCUGCAGGGGUGGUGUCUAGGAUCACUGGUUCUGUUGGGAAAGGUUUAGCAGCCAUUACUAUGGAUAAGGAAUAUCAGCAAAAACGGAGAGAGGAAAUGGGUCGUCAGCCAAGGGACUUCAGCGGCAGCCUGGCUAAGGGAGGAAAAGGCUUUUUACGGGGUGUUGUUGGGGGUGUGACAGGAAUAAUUACUAAACCUGUGGAAGGGGCUAAAAAAGAAGGCGCAGCUGGAUUCUUUAAAGGAAUUGGAAAGGGACUUGUAGGAGUGGUUGCCCGCCCAACAGGUGGCAUUGUAGAUAUGGCAAGCAGUACCUUCCAGGGAAUUCAGAGGGUGGCAGAAUCAACAGAAGAAGUACCUAAUCUCCGCCCUCCACGUUUCAUUCAUGAAGAUGGCAUUAUCCGGCCAUACGAUAGGGUGGAAGCCGAGGGUUAUGAUUUAUUUGAGAAAUUGCACUUAAGAAAGCUGGAAAAAGAGAACUACCGGUACCACUGUGAGCUUCCAAAAGGCAGAAGGGCAAACCUUAUUGUUACCAAUAGGAGGGUUAUAUGUGUAAAAGAGGUGGAAAUCUUAGGUCAUUUAACAGCAGAGUGGGAUUACUUAUUUGAAGACUUUACGCGCUGUCCUACCUGUGAAGGAAGUGUUUUAAAACUAACUGUUUUGGAUCAAGGGAUGUUCCAAAGGAAGGACAACAUACGCCAUAGUUGUGAAAAGGCAAUUCAACUUCGGGAUGAAGCUACAGCAGUGAGCGUUUGUGUUGCCAUUGAGGAAGCAUGGGCAACAAGAAAACAACAAAAGCUGGUGAUACAAGCAUCGCUGCGGUUGAAGAAACCACAAAUGCUGUCUUGAUAAUAACAGGAUCUGUUCGGUUUGACUUUGACAUAUGAUCUUAUCACUAAAAUUGAUUAGAAGAAACAUAGAAACGUUUUGCUGAAACUACAGAUAAAAUAACUGAGAUCUUCCUUUGAUGUUAAUUGUCAUAAACACUUUCUUUUGAAAAGCUGUGUUUUGCCAAAGCUAUGGAUUUUGUUACUUUGAAAUAAGCAUCUAAAAUUUACAACUUGUUAUAAAAGGUUUUCUUACUCUGAAAUGUCCUUUUUCUGCUUUUUUUUUUUUUGUUGUUAAUAGCUUCUUUAAAAUAAAUGGUUAUCUAAUUCAUGCUCUAAGAUUCUGGUUUACAAGCAGAUUGUGGUAAUCGUGCACUUUGCAAACUAAAGUACUUACAAGUAAGUAAUUGAAACUAGUUAAAAACUUAAAAUUAGGUAACAUUCUGUUAAAGAAAGAAGUAUAGACAAUUCAGCUACUAUAAUUUAAUCUAUCUGUUUAGUUUCCCGGAAGUGCUGUGCUGGAUGAACAUAAAAAUGAGUGUGUAAUGAAUGAAAUAGACUGCUGCUGCAUAGAAAUAUUUACUUUAGAAUGUUGUCAUUUAUAUGGCAAAUAUAAAUCUGCACUUUAAAAAUGGAAAAAUACUAUUUACCUGUCAUGAGAAUGUAUAUGUUUUUAUUAUACCACUGUAGAUUAAAGACUUCUCCAGGAGGAACAGUAUAGUUGUUAGAAAACUUUGUAUGCCAAACACAUAAAUCAAAGUAAUUUGUUUUUGGUAUUUCAGUGUAUAGCUAUUUCACUGCAAGGGUACCAUCUAAGUCACUUCUCUGUAUUACUUUCUGUUGCAGUUUCUCAAGGACUGUUAGGAUACAGUUCAGUAAGAUACUUAAGCAUAUUCAGAGCAUAAUUCUUAAUGGGAUGGAUACUACAGACACUAUUGAGACAAGUUGUGUUCUUAACACAAGACAUACACAAGGUAACUGUCUGUGUCAGGGACUAUAUGAGCAAAGGGGUUUUAGUUCAGUGAACUUAGUUUAUUAAGUGCUCUUGCUCAAGUGCCCUUACAUGUACUUACUCUUAAAAAUGUGUUAUUUCCAUCAUAUUUCACUUAGAAGUCAUCAAUGAAUGAUUUGUUUUUUUCUCUUUUUACUUUAUUACUAUAUCAUUUUGUACUAGAUAGGAACUCAUAAUAAAAAUGGCAAUAUUCUUGCAUAGAUUAUUCUGUAAAUGGAGCAAUUGUGAGAGUUAGGCCUGGGUUGUUGACCUUUCCUAAUAUUUAAGGACUGGUGGAUUCUAUAAAUAUGUUCUGAGCUCACAGCUAUGAUCUCAUGAAAAUUAGAAAGCUGAAGAACAUUGAUCCAAUUGAAGAUAGUUGAACCUAAUUAAGAUAGUUGAAUCCAAUUUACUAUGAGAGGGGAAGAAAUGCGGUAUGACACUUGUUGUUGAUUCUGUGGUGACACCUAUUUUCUACGCUCUACUUAAACAUUGAUGAAAUCAGCUACCUAAGUUGUAUGUAUUUCAAGCAUUGUUUAAAUGAUAUUAUAUAGGGAGACAAUAAAUUUUUAUAUGCAAUUAUUUGUGCCAUGAUUUUAAUGACGUUGUUUCAGAAGUGCAUUAUAUGUUGCUGGUUUGCUGCUUGUCCCUGAUACCAUCUGGAAAAAAAGAUAUUGGACUUCAGUGUACAGCACGAGAGUUAUCUGGAGCCCUGUGUUUCCUUGGGUUUGAUGUCUGGGAUAUAAGAAGUGAUUCAGAUGUGUAUCAUAGAAUGGCUUAGGUUGGAAGGGACCUUAAAGAUUGUCUAUUUCCAAACCUUCCUGCGGUGGGGUUGCCACCCACUAGAUCAGGCUGCCCAGAGUCCCAUCUGAUCUUACCUUGAAUGCCUCCAGGGAUGGGGCAUGGACAGUGUCUCUGGAAAACUCAUUCCAGCGCCUCAUCACCAGCCUUCUGAGUAAAGAAUUUCUUCCUAACUUCUAACCUGAAUUUCCAUUCUUCUAGUUUAAAGCCGUUCCUGGUAACCCAUCUGCCUGUAAGACCAUGUAUAAGUUGGGUCUCCUCAAGUACUGAAGACUGCGAUGAAGUCUCCCCAGAGCCUUCUCUUUUACUAGCUAAACAAGCCCAGAACUGUACUGUGCUGUCUUUUAAUCUUAGCUGAAAACAGAUUACAAUUUGCGUGUUUUAGUCCGUGUUUAGAAGUUACUAUGUGCCUUUUUUGGGGUGGAGAAUAUG
This is a messenger RNA of Phasianus colchicus (ring-necked pheasant), 13288 nucleotides long. Lineage: Eukaryota; Metazoa; Chordata; Aves; Galliformes; Phasianidae. The record is from RefSeq and is a predicted model, not a curated record.